This is a messenger RNA of Pomacea canaliculata, 12521 nucleotides long. Its product is annotated as homeobox protein cut-like 1. Gene Ontology annotation, biological process: regulation of DNA-templated transcription. Lineage: Eukaryota; Metazoa; Mollusca; Gastropoda; Architaenioglossa; Ampullariidae. The coding region runs from base 386 to 4642 and encodes 1418 amino acids. Gene Ontology annotation, molecular function: DNA binding; DNA-binding transcription factor activity, RNA polymerase II-specific. The transcript is spliced from 18 exons. The record is from RefSeq and is a predicted model, not a curated record.
AAAGGGAAGAGCAGUAAAGCAUAUAGAAGAGUUGAGUGGGUGAGGAUGUUGGGGGUUUGGUGGAUAAAACGUAAUCGAGCAGAGGUGAUAGUGUUUCACAUCGAUGCUUCGGACACAUUGCUGUUACUAUCCUCGUCGUCUUCUCUUUCACCCCUGGCGUUAAGUGGAAGGCAAGUUCUCUGUGCGCAAGAUACGAGACCUUUACAGUGUCGGUCGGUCGGACCCCAUCAAUUGACAGCCGCAUUCAACGCCUGGUUGCUCUGCUGCUUCGGCUAGGUGAAAGCCUGUGUACGUUCGAGCCUGUCGAACUGGCACGACCAGAUCAUGUGACAAGAGAGCGCGUGGAAAAAUCAGUCGGCGCGCGAUCGUGGCUAAGGCAAGCUGCAUGCAGGCUUCCUCCCUCUCUUGCUCUCUCCUCCCGCUCAUCCUCAUCAGUGGCCGGGGACCCAGCUUCCGGAGACACGCGGCGUCGAACAUCAGCAGCGAGCGGGAACUUGACACAACUGCAACUGACCUUGCCAACCGGCAAGAUGAGAGUGACGUGUCGAGACGGAAGUUGGUGGAGCUGUCGCGGGAGUUCAAGAAGAAUACACCAGAGGAUAUUCGAAAGAUAGUUGCCCCACUGUUGAAGAGUUUCCAGGGUGAAGUGGACUCGCUGUCCAAAAGAAGCAAAGCUGCUGAAGCUGCCUUUCUGUCCGUCUACAAAAGGCUCAUAGACUUACCAGAUCCAGUACCUGUUCUUGAGCAAGCUGUUCAGGCACAAAAGCGAGCCCAGCGCGUGCAGGACCUGGAAAUCGAGAACAAACAGCUGCGGGAGACCUUGGACGACUACAACAACGAAUUCGCCGAGGUCAAGAAUCAAGAGGUGACUAUCAAGCAGCUUAAGGAAAAACUUCGGGAGUAUGAGGAAAAACUUGAAACAACAGCUGAGGCACGUGCCAAAGAAAAAGAACGAGAAUUACAAAGGCUUUUUGCCGAGAAGGAGCGACAACUCCAAGAAACGCAGCUAUCUGUGGCACGCAAGCUUGGGGAAGCUGAGCAGAAGAUCACAUCUCUGCAGUCUGCUUUGGAGAGUGUGCAGUCAGAAUUGUUUGAAGUGAAAUCCAAGUACGAUGAAGCCACGUCAGCAAAAUCGGAUGAAAUGGAUAUGGUGAUGGCAGACCUUGAACGGGCUAACGAGCGUGCAGCACUAGCAGAGCGAGAGGCUGAGCGCUUGCGUCAGCAGCUGACGUCCACAACACGGAGCCUGCAGCAAGCUGAGCAGAUGAGGCAGGCGCCAGACAUGGAGCAGGCCCUGGAGAUCCUGUCACGCUCCAACCUGCAGGUGGAGCUGGCCGCCAAAGAGAAGGAGGUUGCACAGUUGGUAGAGGAUGUACAGAGGCUACAAGCUGCCCUCAGCAAACUGCGAGAAACAAGUGCUGCUCAGAUUGCAAAACUUGAAGAAGAGCUGGCCAGUAAAAACAAAGCGUUCAGAGCUCUUGAAGAAAAAGUACGUUCACAAGAGGACUAUGAAGAGAUCAAGCGUGAACUGGGGGUGCUGAAGUCAAUUGAAUUUUCAGGAGGUUUUGAUGAUGAUGACAAGAGCCGUGGGCGGUCUCUUGAAGUUCUUCUUUUGGAGAAAAACAAAGCUUUACAGAAUGAAAACACACAGCUAAAGGUCUCUACCUCUGACCUCUCAGGCCCUGCAUCAGCAGCUUCGGCCGAGCCCUCGUCCUCCCUGUCACCUGCCGGCAGCCACAGCCAAGGUCCCACCAACGCUUUUGCUCAGAUGGUGGGUGAAGAACUUGUGAAGAAUUAUCAGCCUGAGAGCUCUUCUCGAUCAACCACGCCAGCGACUUCGACAGUCAGAACGCCACCUGACACUCCACUCUCACUCAACAACCACAUCUUGCCUCCCACACCGACGUCAGUUUCUGCUGCAGCAGCCGCAGCGUCGGCAGGUGUCUUGGACACGAGACAUUUUCCUGUGCCACCUCCUUCACCAUUUUACGGCUAUGCAGGCCUUCCUAGCCCAUUUCAUCCUGCCUUCAUGCCAGUGAACUUGGUGAAGGCAGAACUCAACAGUGCAGGUGCUCUGGACACAACAUAUGUGGCAAAGAACGUUCGUGAACUUUUGGCAAUUCACAACAUUGGACAGCGUUUGUUUGCCAAGCAUGUUCUAGGACUGUCACAGGGUACCGUAAGUGAACUUCUGUCAAAGCCAAAAUCCUGGGAUAAACUAACAGAGAAAGGUCGGGAAUCAUAUCGUAAGAUGCACGCCUGGGCAACUGAUGAUUCCAACAUCAUGGCUCUUAAGGCCAUAUCACCAAAGAAAGAGACCAGCCUGGGCAAUGGUAGCGGCUUUGUUUACACACAUGGAUCACAGUCACUUGUGGCCAACCCAAAUAAAGAAGACAGUGCCACAGAAGAUCGCAUAGCCAGCAUUCUUAAUGAAGCACAGCAGGCCAUGCAAGCAAAGAAGUCUGCCGAGCAGCAGCAAGUUGCCAAUGCUGUGGUCAACAGCAUCUAUCAGCUAGAGAUUUCACGAAUGGCAGCGGUUAACCCUCACUUCAUGGCCACACCUCUGAUUGCCCCCACCAGCCCACACCCCCACUCACUUCCUCACCUCCAUCACCACCCAAAUCACACAAGUAGUGGCAGCAGCAACAGCAUCCGUAAAAAGAAGGAGCGAGAUUCUGAUCGCGAUGUUGAUGGACAGCAUAGCCGACCUCGAGGAAGGGAGCUGGACCGGCAGCGUGAUCAUCGUGAACCAGUAGAGAACAGUCAGGACAUGGUGACUCGCAUCUACAGACAGGAACUGGAGAAACUGAAGCAAGCAGCAGACUCUGCUGGCAACAUGAAUGCCAGCAACAUGUACCAGCAGGAGCUUGAUCGUCUGGCACAGCAGCUCCACUACAAACAUUUACACGACGGGGCUGCUGUGGACCGACUGUCACAUAAUGGUAUCAGUAUCAAGUGCGAACCCCCUGACAGCACCUCAGAUGACACUGCAUCCCAGACUAUGUGUGGGCCCAUUGAUCUCAGCAGCAAACCUCACAGUACCUCUACCCAUUCAUCUUCUUCAUCCCCAACAGAGGGCAUGCCAAGCGAUUCCAGACAUGCUGGAAGUGCUUUUUUUCUUGUAAGGCCUCGUGUAAAUGGCCAUGACAGCGGAGGGGAAAGUCCACAAACACCAACUUCAGGAACACCAGUGGGAAGUGGAGGGGGUCUUCCAGAGUCAUUAUCGCCACUUCAGCGCAUGCAGAACAUUGCUAACUCCCUGACCUCGCGUCCUCAUUUGGGCAUGCCCAGUAAUAAGCCACUUCGGUCUGUGCUGCCCCCUAUUACGCAGGAGGAAUUUGACCGCUACUCCAAUAUCAACACAGAAGACUUGGUGAAGAAGGUCAAGGAGACCCUCAGCCAGUACUCCAUCAGUCAGCGCCUCUUUGGUGAGAACGUUUUGGGCCUCUCACAGGGCAGCGUUAGCGACUUGCUUGCUCGCCCAAAGCCCUGGCACAUGCUAACGCAGAAGGGACGGGAGCCAUUUAUUCGCAUGCAGAUCUUCCUCAGUGACACAGAAGCCAUACCAAAGCUGGUCUCUUCUCAAUAUCGCAUCCCUCCCGACAAGUUGAUGCGCAGCAAUUCUCGCUCUGAUGGAGACUCUCCCUCCAGUGAGCAGCCCACUUGUAGCCAUGGUAGUUCUUCCUUACCACCAUCACAACUGCCACCACCACCACCUCUUCCCCCUCCUCCACCACCGCUACCACCUCCACCUCCCCCUCCUCCCCUUGCUCCACCGUCGCCCAUUGGACCCCCAUCAUCUCUGCUACCACCACCGCCACCACCACCACCACGGCCGGAAAGUCUGACAUCAGUAGGGGGCCAGCACUUGCAGCACCCGAACCUCCAGCAGCAACAACAGCAGCAGCGCCAGUGGGGGUACUUUGCCUUCCCCUCCUCAAUGUUAGAGGUCCUGGCUAUGACAUCGGAAAUAGAAACUCUGUCCCUCACAGCACGUGUCAAGGACGUGCUGCAGUUCCACAACCUUGGCCAGAAGCUCUUUGGGGAGGCUGUGCUGGGCCUGUCCCAGGGUUCUGUCAGUGAGCUCCUGUCCAAGCCUAAACCUUGGCAUAUGCUGUCCAUCAAGGGCAGGGAACCCUUUAUCAAAAUGCACCUGUGGUUGAGCGACCCCCAGAAUGUAGAGCAGCUUAAGUACUACCAGAGUCAGAUCAAAGCACACAGACGAAGAAAAAGCAGUGCAGAUGAGCGAGGGUUUGACUCGCCAACACAACCAAAGCGUCCACGAGUGUUUUUCACAGAAGAGCAGAAAGAUGCACUUAGGGCAGCUUACCAGCAGGACCCUUACCCCAACCAAUCCACAAUUGAGCAGCUGGCCUCAGAUCUGGGUGUGGGCAUCAAGACUGUCAUCAACUGGUUCCACAACCAUCGCAUGCGAGCCAAACAGCAGCACCACUCUGGUGGCAGCGAUGGUGGGGAGUCGGGAGGUGCCACCAUCAAAUCGGAACCUGCAGAUGAAAGUUCCAACCAAAGUGACAUGUCCAGCAUAUCUGGUGACACGGCAUGUCAGCAGGCUGUAGGCAGCAGCAGCUGCUGCUGUUCUGCGACAGACGGAGACAAGCCAGUGGAUGUUCCCUCAGUUUGAGCCUGUACCCUUAUUGCACAGAAAGUCAUUGGAGGAAUGUGGUGUGGAGGAAGAGCCAGACAGGGAGGCUAGGGAGGACAAAUUGGAUGAGCCUGAUGGCUCAGCUGGAGGUGCUGCAAAGCAAAGAGAUGUUGCCUCUGGAGGAGGAAUGACAACUGACAAUCUGGUUUCGGCAGCUGGUCCACUGCUACCGCCACCUCCCACUACAGUCCCAGUGGCUGUGAACAAGAGGAAGAGGUCCAACCCUCAGCGUGUCUAUGAGGGAACACAACUGGACCGUACUCAGAUGCCCAGCAGCAACAGUUUGCUACCCCUUGAGAUUCCUGAAGGUGUUGGUGCCACAGAGGACACGCAGGAGCCCAGCACUAGCAGCCCCCAUCUGCCAGUCGCAACGUCCUCAGGGGAGAGCACCCAGGAUUCAGGAGACGAACCUGAACAGCUGGAAGACGGUGAAGAAAUCAGGUCUGAGCGAGAAGAGCGUAUCAAGAAGUUACAACAGGGACUGAGGAUGUCAACAGGUGACUGGGAGGAAGGGGACUCUGAAGGAUCGGCACAUGAUAGUGUUGAGAAGGUGCAGCGUCACAUGGACUCAAACUCUACCGACGAGGAGUGGGGGUUUUGAUGGCGUCCUCUUGCAAGAGGACCACAGACUCCUGAUCAGGGCAUAUAUAUAUUUAAAAAAAAAAAAAAAGAAAAAAUUUAAAAUGACUAGUGAUGUUCCAAACACAUUAGUCUGUUUCCUUGUUUGACUGUGCAUUGCAAGACUCAUUUCCACAGUCUUGCCAAAAAAAGGAAAAAAGAAAAAAUCUCUCACAGACAUUUGAGGGUAAAAUUUUCUAUUUUUAUACCUGUCACUUCAGAGUGAAUUAUUUUUAUCUUUUUCAUACUCUCUGCCACUCAAGUCAAGCAUGGAGCAUGCCUGCCUUUUGGUUACUGCAGUUAUAAAAGGCUGUUUGUACCUUGACUUGUGCUCAUGCAGACCAAAUGCUUGUUUACGGAUAAAUGUUCAUGGAUGAUACCCACUAGGAUGCUCAUGUGUUCUCAGCUGAUCUGUACUGAGAACUAUAUAUAGCUCUUGGCAUUUCAGGUUUAGAAACUUCAGUUUUUACCCUGCCACCAUAGAGAACACAAGCUGCCCCUACACCAGAGUUGUGGAUUUAACGCAUGUUUGCAUAUUGUCCAGAUUCUUGGCCAGUCAUGUUGAUGUUUCACUUAGUUGUGUGCAUAUUUGCACAAAUUGACGUCACGGCUUUUUUUUUUUUCAUUGCUAUGCAGCAGAAGAGUCCACUGGCUCAGAUUGAAAAUGUAGGUGUAAUUAAAAUGUGAAGUUCCCAGGCUAGUUUGACAGACUUGCUUUGCUGUGGCAAGAGCCAUUGAGAGUAGGGCAUACUAAUAAUGCACUAAGCUGCACACCAAAUAGGAGAUUAGUUUCUUAUUGGAAAGAAAAAUAUUUCUUCUUUUAAUGUUAGUCAUUGGAAUAAAAGAGAGAGUGUGUGUGUGCACACACAUACGUGCAUGCGCAUGAGCAUGCAGGCUGAAUGAGGCCUGCAGCAUUAAACAUGAACAGGGUUGGCUAUAAUUGUCCCAUGUUUGUGGGUAGAUGGAAAGAUAGUAGGGGUCAGCAGUAGAGUUUCUUUUUUUCAUGCAUGUUGUAAAACCCUCUGUAAUCUAAAUCCAUCCUCCUCCUUUUUUCUUUUUUUCUUUAUUUUUUUUUUUCAGCAAUAUGAGCAGCACUCUUCUCUGUAUUCUUUUUAUGCAUCUUGUCCUUGACUGGCCUAUACAUGCGCAGUAGACACCAGUGAACGUGGCAUUGCUUUAGUGUGCCAUUCACUUCAAAAAUAUUUGCACCAUGAACAUUCAGUUCUUGAGUUGUUUUGAUGCGUAAAGACUAUGGCAGCUAACUUCAGCUGAUGUCGUCUUGCCUCCUUCAUUAUGCACUCAGACCAUAUCUCACACUCUCCAGCCCCACUGAUUCAGUGAAGGCAUGGUCAUUUAUUAUCAGUGAAACAUACCGUAUUGGGCUUUUAGCCAUCUUGAUCUGAAUGUUUGUUUUAGUAAAUGGAUUGUUGACUUGUGGUUUAUGUGCCAUUCAUGUUAGAAGGGCUUCAUGCAAAGUGUUUACUUUGAUGAUGGCAUCUUUUAAAUUUGGGUUGUGGGGGAGGGAAUGGGAAAGUUAUUUUGAGGAUCCCUAAGAUGGAGACUUUUGCACAGUGUUCCUCUCUACCUCACUCUGACUAACUGAUUGUUAUCAAAAUCCAGCAGACAACUUGCAUGCCUUAGAAGGCACAACAGGGUCAGGAAACUUUUAAACACAUUCAGCAUUGAAUUUCUUUUUCUUCAACUCCUCACCACCCUCCACAACCAACCACUUUUUGUGUCUCUUAUAGAGCACUGAAAGUAAACCAUAAUUAGAUGCAAAGACUGCUAAAAUAUUAGUUGUUGAGAUUUUACUCACUGACAUUCUUAGGGUCAUUGUAAGCUGGGAAUUUUUCCUUUUGGAGGGGAGAAACAGUAAUUUUAUAGAACGCAGGCCAGAUUGCAUCCAUCAUAGCCUGUGAAAUUUGAGACAGUAAGUACUAUGAUGAUAUAAUGAUAGUGAAAUGUUGAAUGUACAGGAAGCAAAAAUGUUUACCAAUUGAUGUCUUUUUUAAGGUGCUAUAUUCUCUCUGCAUUUCAAUGACUGAAAUGUUUUAACGUUCAUUGGAGAUAUGUUAGUUUGUAAUUAGGGGCAUGUCAUAGUCAUAUAAAUUAAAAUAUCUCUCCCAGACAAUACCAAAAACAAAAUUACAAUUGACAAUAGAUGUAAAAAUUAUUGUGUAUGCAUAAUUGGAUUGUAAAUUUAAUUUAAAGUAAUACCACUUCAUACACAGAUGAAAAGCGUGUUUGAUGAUGUAUAUGAAGCAUAUGAGAACGUGUUGGAAUUGUAUGUUUGGGUCUUUUAAGCCAAGUUACUUAUUGUUAGGAACAAGACCAAAUUUUCUGUGAACUUCAUUGAUUGUCAAUUAAAAGAUUACAGAACAGUUUAGGUAAGAUGAUAUGGCUGAAAGUACUCAUCCUUUGAACUUUUCUAGAAACUGCAGGCUUAAAAAAACUUGUGCUAAUUUCUUGAAUGUAGAAAAGACAAACUUAACAUUUUUAUUGGGGUGGGUUGAAAUUAGCAUUUAGUCUCAUGUGUAUUAGAACUCCUAACACCUAUUAAGGGCAAAACUUUCAGGCCAGUGUUGGGUAGCGCUACCCAUAAGUUUUUCUGUAGAAACGUGUGAAGUUCUGUGCAGACAAAUACCUCAGCUGGAACAGGUCAAAUAUACACCUUCCCACCACCUGUAUCUGCGCAUUUUGUACAUUUUGUUUCUUUGUGUUGUCAUCUGAUACAGGAAUUUGCAUAGUCAGUUGGCACUGUGUCGUCAUUACUGACUGUAUUGGCAGUAGCCUUUAAAAUUAAACAAAUCUCAAGAAUUUUUUUUCCUUUAUGCAUACACUGUGGCAAUAGUUUGUGCAUUUAAUACACACUUGGCUGAACUGCAUUCAGUGUUCAGAGUCAGUAGUAAUGGAUUCUUAUUUUGGCAAAGUGCUUUCAUAUCGCUUAAUGUGUUCAGAUCAUUCUAAUGUUUUGGCUUUAAAAAAUUUUUUGUGUGCUGUUUUGCUGUGAAAUUUUUAUGUGUAGCAGUGUUCACUAGUGCCUGAUAGAUAAAUAUGUGCAAUGAGUUUACUGCCAGUCUACAAGUCUGCAGAUUUAGUUGCGCUUUAUGUUUGUAUUUGUGUUUGUGUUAAUAUGUUGCAUUUUGUAUGAUCAUUUCCCUCUAAUUCAAUGGAAAAAUGAUAUUACACUGGCUAAAAGUUUCAUUAUAAUAUGAUUCAUUUAUUCAGCAGGCAUUGAAACAGAUCAAAUUAUUGAAAUGCCAUUUCACUGAAGGAAAGCUGUUGAGUUGUGUCUGUUUUCUGUAUCUUCUCUUUUAGAGAAGACCUUCUGCUUUCUGUUGUUGGGAGACGAAGGGUAGUUACCAAGGGGACAAGGGAAAAUGUGCUAUAUUCAUGUGGUUAUAUAUAUAAAUAUAUAUAUAAAUAAUGUGUGUGUAUGUGCAAUAUCAUUCAUCUUGAAUUGUUCAUACUUUGAUGCUUGAACCACCUUAAGCUUGAGAAAAGUAGGCAGAAUAGUUUGACUGGAUCCAUAGUUUAUUCUGUAUUGGCUCAACAACAUGCAGACUUUAACUUGACGUGAAACACAGGGAUUUGGGAUAGUUUUAGAGGAAAUUUGCUAGGGCAUUUUCACAAAUUAUGGUUGUGAGUUUGAUUCAGUACCAAAACCUGUGAGGAGAUAUACAGUAGAUGGGGGUAUUAACAGGGAAAUGGCAGUGAUUUCUAGAUUUUUGUAACUUUAUUUGUUGGUACUUUUUAUGAAAAUUUUACAAACAUUUAGAGAGUUUAAGGUGUUAAAAUGGAAUACUCCUAGAAGGGCAUAACUUAGAAAGAAAUAACAAUAAAGAGCUUUAAUUUUGUUUAUUUUCUGGAUUUGUAGAAGUGUUCAAAGACAUACAUGCAUUUAACUGAUAAUAAGAAUCUGCAGAUAUUGCUGAUUUUUACUUUUAGAUUUUGAAGACCAAAUUAAUGCUUUUCAACAGAAUUUAUGUUUUCUAAAUUCUAGAAAGUUUGGCCAACAGAAAUGACAGCAGUGGAAAAUGUGCAAUAGUGUAAUUCUUGCAGCGUUGUGAAAAAGAAUGUUGUAUAAAGAGUGGUGGAUGCAAAAGAUUUACCCACCGUAAAUUCUUUACCAAAGGGUUUUGUGUACUUUUUUCCCAAUGUUUUUUUGCUUUUCAUGUUCCUUCAUUUAAAUUUUUUGUAUGUACAGUAUGUACAGCAUGUCCAUAUACACUUGUAACUGCAUUAAAAGGCAUAACUGUUAGUCAUACCAAUGCUCUUUUGUUUAUAGUACAGCACAAAACCAAGGUCUUGAGCGCUGUACUUAAGCUUGUGGCAUGCAUGUAUGUUCAUAUAAUUUUUUUGUUUACAAAAUAUCUUAUUUUUGCGAUGUGUUAAGCAUUCACACUUCAGUUCUAUAAAUAUGUUUUAAAUGCAUGUUAAUUACGUUGAGAUUUUAAGCAGAUUUCAUAGUGAAGAACAGGGCAAAUGAGCAGUCUUGCCAGUGUAUUUUGUAUGCGCCAGUAGAACUAUUGAGAGGACUGACACCAAAAAUAACUUUUACAUGCUUCAGACAAAGAAGAGGAUCUCUGUCUGUUUGCCUUCUGCAGACUGAAUGAUGUGCAAGCCACAGUCUAUGUCUUGAAUGAUUUUGGGAUGAUAAAUCCCAGAGAAGUGUCGAUGCUAUAGCUGUAGAGAAUCUGUGUUGUCCUUGAGUUCAGUUGUCUGCCUGUGUUUUGAGAACACAAAACUGUUAGAGCUUCCUAGCACAUCACCAAGUGCUAGAGUGGGUCUGGUGUGGAAGAGUACCAGUGGGCCAAAUUGAAUGAAAGAGGCAUGUGGUACAAACACAUCUGUUCAGCAUGCGGGCUCACUUUGUUCAUUGUGUGGGCUUGCUGUGUUCAGUGUGUGGGCUCGCUCUGCAGCCUGGUGCUUGCAGGUGUGCACAGGUGGUUGAUUUGUUCUGCUCUUGAUUCCAAGUACUUAAAUGGUUUGACCUGAUAUUUACCUUUUGAGGAGCAUAACUGAUUUAUAAUUUGUUUAGAUGACAUCUUGUUUCAGUACAUUGCCCAGAGUUCAUAUGUUGUGCCAGAAAUGAGAGGGGGGGAGAAGGGGGGGGGGAACACGAGGAAGUGCCUUAAUACUGCACGUUGUGGUGUCUUUGUCUAGUGUCAGAGGGCCGAUGCCCUUGGAACACAGUUUGCUCAUUUUUUUGUACAAGCCGCUAUGCGCACUCCCAUUCAAAUUCAUGUCAUGUUGCCUUUCUCUACCAGUUUGCAUGAUGAAUUUGACUAUGCCAUGUAAGUGGCCAAACAUUUUGCAGAAACAUGGCUGGUUGCCAAUAUGCUGGACCCCAAUCCCACUUCAGCAGGUUUUUCAUUUUUUUUUUGGUGCAGAACUUACUGCAGGGAUACUGAUUUUAGAAAUUCCUGUGGAUAAGUGUGGUUUACCCUUUGUCUGUGACUUGUGAAUAGCCUUUAAUAUCAUUUUUUAUGUUUUGUUUGUUUCAGUCUUUGUUUUUAAUGCUGCGAUUAAGAGAAAAAAAGAUUAUGGUCAUCUUAUGCUGCAAGCUCAGUAAUGUUUUUUAAAAAAAUGUGCCUUCCCUGCAUUUUGGUUUAAAACCAUUUUAAAGAUUUGUUAAUAUAAGGAUCAUGCACUGAAGUCCCAGCACCAGACAAAUUUUAUGUGAGGGUUAGUUUGACAUCACAAUUAACAGACACUUCUAGAAAUAUACACAAUGUUCUUUAUGAAUUAUUAAAGGGAUUUAUCACCUUCUACCAAGUAAAAGCACUUGCACAUUUCACUUUUUUGCAAUGUGAAACACUUUGCACCCAGAGCUUUAAGUAAGGGUGGGGAGAGGGUGUAUCUCAGUUUUCUCCAAAGGCUGACCCACCACAUCUCUUUUGAUGUAGCAGAUCUGAUCCCCCCUCCCUAUCCCCCGUUUUUGGUUCAUUUUCUGGAAGUAGCAAAGACUGGAAGUAACAGUAUGGACGCGCUUGUGGUGUUCAAGAAACAGGAGGAAAGCUUGGACUGCCACCUUCAUGCUGUAUCUUUACUUCUUCUUGCAAUUCCAUGCUUUGACCAUGAUCUGCCGGAGUAUAACCAAAGAAUUUUUAUAUAUUUUUAUAACAAUCGUGCUUUAAUUAACUUGGCCACUAUAGUAGAGCUUUUUGCCAUUCAUGUUAUGUACACUGACCUGUGUGUUUCAUUUGUCUGAUUGCUUUGAUUAGGCUCCUUCUCAACUUACACAUUUUGUGUUUCUUUUGUUGUUUUAAUAUUGCAUGGACAGUGGCAAACAACUGUGUUUUUAUGAAAGACUUUGUACAGGUAUUUUUCUGUUUCCAUACCCUUAACAGAGCUAAAGUACUUGAUGUACUGUGUUAUGUAUGUAGACAUUUAACUCUUUUGGCCUCAUUUGAUGUAAAGAAUUGUAAUACUGUGCAUUUUUGUUAAUACAGCAUGGUGAGAAUCUGGCAAGAAUUUGGCUUAACCUUACAACUGUGUCUUGUUUCCAUGUCUUUUCUCCUAUUGCUCCUUCAGAGAGACUGAAAAACCUAUGCAAUCUUUUGCAACUUCGGGACAGUAUACUCCAACUUCAAAUCCUUUCUUCUUUUCUCUUUCCAAAUUUUUCAGAGUAGGUUAUACAUAUGUGCAUGUGUGUGUUAAUGUAGGUGUCUGUAGGUCAGUGCCUGCGUUUGCAGCCACGGAUACACACACUCUUGCACAUACAGUCCCUGUGUAUAUUAACCUUGAAAGAAUCAGACCUCUCAAGUUUGUGAGCUUUGUAAACAGAAUUUUUAAUAUCUAAGGAUGUGUUCAUUGACUCGAAGCACCUUGUCUCCCAGAUUUCCCCUCCCAAUUUUUAAACAAUUUUUUUAUCUUGUUAGCGGUGUAUUUUUAACUGUUCUCAUCCUGUCUUAGAGUAUGCCAGAUUUGUUGAUACCUUUAUAUCAUGCAGAUAUUUAACCUUGCUAUCCAAGUGGAAAAGAAGACAUUCUCAGUUAUUUUGCAGUCACAACUUCUUGAUAUUUCUAGCAUGUGUUAUUUUGUGCUCACUCUUUAUAUUCUCUUCUUUAGGGAAAAAAAAUCAUUUUCUUAAGCAUGUAUCUCUAUUGUGCAUUUAUAUCAUAUUUCAGAUGAACACAAUGUACUUGGUAUCUAGUCCUCAACUGUUAAAAAAAGUGCAUUUAUAACAUUUUUCAUAGGUGCUUCAAACAUGUUAAUAAAUAUAUAUGCAAGAUGA